UGUACUAUAGUAUACCAAAUUAAAUUUCAUUUUUUUCCAUUGAAAAAAUGGCUCAAAACGAUGAAGGAAGUAAUAGCAAGGAACAAGAUCAUUUGUUGCCUAUAGCCAACGUUGGUCGUAUAAUGAAACAAAUAUUACCACCAAAUGCAAAAAUCUCAAAAGAAGCAAAAGAAACAGUGCAAGAAUGUGUAUCUGAGUUCAUCGGAUUUGUGACCGGUGAAGCAUCGGAGAAGUGCCGGAAAGAACGCCGGAAAACGGUGAACGGCGACGACGUUUGUUGGGCUUUGGGAACUCUAGGGUUUGAUGAUUAUGGUGGUGCAAUGAAGAGGUUUUUACAUAGGUAUAGAGAGAAUGAAGGUGAGAAAGUAAAUCAAGAAAGAGUUGACAAUAAUAGUGGAGAAUUGGAGGAACGUCCAAUAGGAGGAUCUCAGCCAAGAAACUAUAAUCUCGAUUAAUUAGGGUUAAAAUUAAUUAAUUAUCUCAUGUUUUUGUUUCUCUUGAUUUUAAUUCUCCUUUUUUUUUUAUAAUUGUUUCUUCCAUAAUUUCUAAUUACAAAGGUUUGUAUUUUUUC
Molecule: messenger RNA, 571 nt
Organism: Nicotiana tabacum (common tobacco)
Lineage: Eukaryota; Viridiplantae; Streptophyta; Magnoliopsida; Solanales; Solanaceae
Source: RefSeq, a predicted model, not a curated record